Phlebotomus argentipes is the source of this 5269-nucleotide messenger RNA. It is a transcript of the gene salr, whose product is annotated as homeotic protein spalt-major. Gene Ontology annotation, biological process: regulation of transcription by RNA polymerase II. The coding region runs from base 190 to 4905 and encodes 1571 amino acids. Lineage: Eukaryota; Metazoa; Arthropoda; Insecta; Diptera; Psychodidae. The record is from RefSeq and is a predicted model, not a curated record. The transcript has 9 exons. Gene Ontology annotation, cellular component: nucleus. Gene Ontology annotation, molecular function: RNA polymerase II cis-regulatory region sequence-specific DNA binding; DNA-binding transcription factor activity, RNA polymerase II-specific.
AUUGGUGAGAUUGUCGUGAUUCGGUACACCCUCUGAUAAACUAAAGAUCAAAUGAGUUGCGGGUGCAAAGUGAAAUGGUGAAAGAAGGACAUUAUUGUGACUUGAGAUGUGUGAAUAGGAUUGAGAAUUAUCUUUACAAGUCGGCCGAGAAAAUUCGCAAAAGUGGCCAAUAAAGAACAGACUCUGACGAUGUCUCGGCGGAAGCAAUCCCGUCCAAUCCGUGUUCAGGAUGGCGAGGAAGAGCCCCCCAUAGAAGGCACCACAAAGCUGACCAAUGUCUCAGCAGAUCCCAAAGACGGCGUCACGGAAAAUGGUGAUAGUGCAGGCUCCUGCUCUGAAGACGACGCCGUGCUGUCCGAUUCAAAUCCUCGUUUAACGUGUGAGCGAUGUCAAGAGACAUUUGCCGACGAUCAAGACCUUUUAGAUCAUCGGGACGCAUGCAGCAUAUCACCGACCAGUAUUCCCGUAAAAGUUGAAACCCCAGCCUCACCAGAAGUGGCGGGUCGCAGCAGUAGCCCGGCCGGUAGUCCGGUGGGGAUACCCAAGACGGAGCCACUUGGCGCAGAAGAGGAAUCCCCUGAGGCCUCCGAUCCCGUUGAUUCCGGUGGAGUGGAGAAAGCCUUGCGCCACAGCCAAGAUGCUGCGAAUAACAAUAAUAGCGAGGGUGACGGAGAAGCCGAGGAGGACGCUCCUGAGGAGGAGGAUGAGGAGAACAUGGAGAGACAAGAGAUACCAAUAGCGCCAGAGAUGAGUUGUCCUGAGCCGGGAGGACCAUUUCCGCCCAGCCAUGUCACUCUGGAAGCACUGCAAAAUACAAAAGUGGCCGUGGCUCAAUUCGCCGCCACGGCUUUGGCCAAUAAUGCUGACAAUGAGGCCGCCCUCAAAGAAUUGGCAGUGCUGCACUCCACACUCUUCACCCUGCAGCACCAGCAUGUGUUUCAGCUGCAACUAAUUCAGCAAUUGCAAUCGCAAUUGUCUAUGAAUGUGACUAAACCUACCAGAAGCAUUAGCAAGGACUCGUGUGGUCGCGAUGAGGAUCCAAUGGAGAUCAAAGAUGACAUGGAGGGAUGUGAAGAUCCGUUGGAUCGGGAUGAUAUGAGUGAUAAGCAUGACGAUGAGGAUCUCUCAAAAUUGGAACCAGAAGUUAUAAUUAGCAGAGAUCCCAGUCCAGAGCCACUGGUGAAAAAAUCCCCAUCAUUUAUCGAUAAGAGAGAUGAGCAGCCUCUUCCCGCCACCCAACCCCUAAUUCCCUCCCUGUCCUCCCAUCAGCCACCGAGGAUUCCGUCUCCCAUGAAAGCGCCCAUGUGCCACAUCAGUUCCUCCCUCGCCUCCAGCAUCAUCACGAAUCACGAUCCACCGCCAUCACUGGAUGAGCCCAACUCGCUCGAAAUGCUCCAGAAGCGCGCCCAGGAGGUGCUUGAUUCGGCUUCCCAGGGUCUGCUGGCCGGAAAUCUGGCAGAUGAGCUGGCAUUUCGAAAAGAUAAAAUGUCCCCGUACGACUCAAAGGGCAAUCGCAAUGAACCCUUUUUCAAGCAUCGCUGCCGAUACUGUGGCAAGGUCUUCGGCUCUGAUUCUGCUCUCCAGAUUCACAUUCGCUCCCACACGGGUGAGCGUCCCUUCAAAUGCAACGUCUGCGGCAGCAGAUUCACCACGAAGGGCAAUCUUAAGGUGCAUUUUCAGCGGCACACUAGCAAAUUUCCCCAUGUUCAGAUGAAUCCCAAUCCUAUUCCGGAACAUCUUGACAAGUACCAUCCACCGCUGUUGGCUCAAUUGUCGCCCGGACACGCGCCGCCUCAGCACGCUCCUCUGCCUCACCCGCAAUUGCCUGUGUCGGUGCCUGUUCCCUUUCCUCCGGGCGCUGGAUUUCCGGGUCUACCGCUCUAUCGGCCCCCGCUGGAUCUCCUCAAGCCCGUUGGUGGCCACCCUCAUCCUCUCUUCGGCCUGGCACAGCCCCAGCAACAACCCGAACAGGACAUGCCGGCGGAUUUGAGUAAGCCAUCCUCAGUACAGACGAAAUCUCCCUCGCCAAUCCGACCGAUGGUGCAUAAAGUGAAGCAGGAACCUCGGGAGGACACUAUGACGCCCCCACAAGAUGUGCACCAUCUCAGAGAUCGCUCCCCGCUGGACAGAGUUCGGGAGAGUGUGUCUCCUCCAUCACGGAGUCGUUUCGACCAGGAAACAGAUCGAUUUUCUCCCCCGGCCAAUUUCGAUGACUGCUCCAUGGACAGCAAAUACAGUGAACCGCGCGAUGGUCAUGAUCAGGAUCAGCCUGAAAAUUUAUCAGCCAAAGCUGCUCCCAGAUCUCCGCCCAGUAGUGCCAGCAGCCAGGCAUCUGGAUCAAUCUUUCAUGGCUCCACUGGUGGUCCUGAUCCCACCAAGGACCCCGUACUGUACUCUUCGCUGCUCCCGCGCCCCGGGAGCAACGACAACUCCUGGGAGAGUCUCAUUGAGGUGACGAAGACAUCAGAGACGUCGAAGCUGCAGCAACUCGUGGACAAUAUCGAGCACAAGCUCACGGAUCCCAAUCAGUGUGUCGUGUGCCAUCGAGUGCUGUCUUGCAAGAGCGCCCUCCAGAUGCACUAUCGCACCCAUACGGGUGAGCGCCCAUUCAGAUGCCGCAUCUGCGGACGGGCCUUCACCACCAAAGGCAACCUCAAGACGCACAUGGGAGUGCAUCGCAUGAAGCCGCCUAUGAGGACGCUGCAUCAGUGUCCGGUGUGUCACAAGAAGUACUCAAAUGCGCUGGUUCUGCAGCAGCACAUUCGGAUGCACACUGGCGAGCCCACGGAUUUGACUCUGGAGCAGAUUCAGGCCGCCGAAGUGCGGGACUUUCCGUCACUCUCGCCCGGACCAUUUGGCAUGGGUCCAUUUGGCUUUCCACUGGGCGCCGGUGUGCCCACGGGUCACGUCGGGGGUUCUGGCUCGUCACAGGGCGACAAUGACGAUUUCAUGGAGGACGACGAGGACUUUGAUGAGGAGAACAGCAACUCUGAGGACUUGGGCAGCACGACUGGCUCUUUGCCCACUUCCUUAGCGGCGCUGGAGAGUCAAGUUCGUACAAUCACUACAAUGGCAUCGCAAUUGUCAGCAUCUGGUCUGGCGGCGCGAUCCACAGAGGAUCUCUCUCGAGUCCACUCAAUCUCGAGUCACGCCGCCAGCAAUGGGGAGCGCAGUCCACCGCUACAGAGCCCCGGAGUCGCCCAGCCUUCUCCAGCUCCAUCGGAAAGCUCCACUGGUGGAGCUCUGGAUCUCACACCACGCUCCAGUGGCGCUCCCCAUUGUAGCCCACCGAUGCUGCACGGUGCCCCUCCUCUGGGGAUGUUUCCCAAUUUCCCUCUCCUUCCCCAUGGUCCGAUCGCCUCCUCGACGCCAAUGAUGAACAGUGCGCUCAACUCUCUUGCCCAGUCUGUGCUGCCGGCGUCACCCUUCAACCCUCUCGGCAUUUCUGAUGAUCUCUUCGGGUACUCAAGAUUUGGUGUUCGUGGCAAUACAACGUGCAAUAUUUGCUUUAAGACAUUCGCGUGCAACUCUGCACUCGAGAUUCAUUACCGCAGCCACACUAAAGAGCGACCCUUUAAAUGUACAAUUUGUGAUCGUGGUUUUUCCACAAAGGGCAAUAUGAAGCAACAUAUGCUGACGCAUAAGAUCCGAGACAUGCCACAGCAUAUGUUUGGCACCUCGGCGGCGUCUUCGGAGGCGUCACAGAGAGAAAACCGCUCAGAGAGCAGCAGCAAUUCCAUGGAUGGCCGAGGAAGUAGCCAUGAGCACGACGGCGAUCGCGAACGCUCGUUGCCGGCUCAUGUGCUGCGAAGAUCCUCGCGGGAUAGUUCUCCCAAUGGUGAUGCGAUAAAACCGGAGACCGGUAUGAAGAGAUUGCCUUCUGAACCUGAUCAUCCGUCUCUCCCGAAGCGGCCGCUAACAUCUUCCUCUGGGUCUCAGCAAACGGCCGGCGCCAAUCGACCACCAUCCUCGCACACGCCUACUCCGAUUCCACUGCAGCGUCCGGCGUCACCUCCUCUGCCACCCAUAGCCCUCGUCUCGGCCCCGGGGAGCAAGUCUCCGACGGCAGGCCAGAAGCCCGAACUGGGGCUCCUGCCGCUGCAGCGCGAGAUGGAGCGAAGCGAGAGGCGCGCCGAGGAGCGCUCAUCGUCGUCACAGUCGCAAUCGGGUUCCGUUUCCAGUGACAAUGGUGCUAACAGCAAGCACUUGUGCGGUGUCUGCCGCAAGAACUUUAGCUCGAGUUCUGCGCUGCAAAUUCACAUGCGCACACACACUGGCGAUAAGCCUUUUAGGUGUUCUGUCUGCCAGAAGGCUUUCACAACAAAGGGGAACCUCAAGGUUCACAUGGGUACUCAUAUGUGGUCGAACGGAGCUUCACGUCGCGGCAGGCGAAUGUCCUUGGAGCUUCCGCUCAACAGGCCCCUGCCAUUGAAUCCGCAGGACUCCGAAUUCCUUCAGCGGCGGCCAGACCUCUUCUAUCCGUACCUACCGGCACCCUUCCUUAACGGCAUGCAGCAAAAGCAGCCAACCGGCGGUCCUGGCGGUUUAGGCUCACCGCCCGGACUCACGAGCAAGUACGCAGGUCUGCUAGGCUUCAGUGGCUUCAUACCGGGUGGACAUCACCUGGCAGCCAUAGGCGGUCAGCAUCACUCACCCUCUCCGUCGCCUCUGAGUGACAAGCCACCUUCGUCCGUCAGCCCGACGCCCAGUGGUGGCGGCGGAGAAGGUGACGGUGCAUCGCCACCGCGCGGUCACGAUCAGGGUGCGCAGCAGCGCAUCUGGGGCCUGCACUAUGAGCGCAAGUCCGCCAGUGCGAAUGGAUCUGUGAGUGAUGACGGAGCGGCCACAAUGGAGGGCAUGGCUCUCCUGGCACCACCAACGCGCGGUGAAGGACUCGCCGCCUAGAGUCUCAUAUCUUAAAUUCUAACAUAUCCCCUGGCAAGAUGUCCACCAUUUUAUAUCCACAACGGAUUCCCCUGAAUUCAGGAAUCUUGCGCAGAAUUCCUUUCGUAUGGAGAUACACGUGAUUAGUCUUUUUUUAUUUUGAAAGAGGAACAGUGCAAAGAAUUUGUAGAUUUUACUGAAUAGAGCUGAAAUACCAUCAAUUAGCUGACAGGACGAAAAUAUGUAGGGAAGGAUAGAAUUGAUCGAUGUGGGUUGCAUGCGUGUAUUCAACAAAAUGAAAGUCGUCCUGUUGAUAUCACUAGUCUUUUACAUGAGAACAACAUAAAGAAGUAGAAAUAAAUUAAAUUAGGACUAUUUAAAAAAA